AUGGACGAUUCGAAACUCCCUCAGCUCAAGCGCGCAGUCCGUCACCUCGUUCAGGCCGCAGCGGAGCCCGAUGGUGCCAUGGACAAGGGCGAGUUUACGUUCCAGUCUGCGCGGGCAGAAGUGACGCGUAUUCUGGGGCUGGACGAGGGGGCGCUGGAUGGCCGGUGGAAGAAGGUCGUGAAGGAAGAGGUCAACUUGGCUCUGGAAGCACUGGAUGAUGACACUGAUGGAGCUUUCUCGUCUACGGUACAAGACGUGCCAAAAGCAGCAAAAGCAAGCCCUAAGAUAUCAACCUCGAAGACAAAGAAAUCCACCCAGCCGGUCAAAACUGAGCGAGAACCAGCUCCGAAAGCAAAGGUGAAGCGGCGUCAGCCUACUCCGGAGGUGGCGGCUGUAUCAGAAGGGGAGCCGAGCAAGUCGGAGUCAGAUGAAGAAUCGGACAUGUCGAGCGUAUAUGACGCGCCGGUCAAGGAGAAGAAGAAACGGAAAUCGACCGAUGGGACGGCUGGGAAGGCAGCCAAGGGAAAGAAGCCACGGACUAGGAAAGAUCCAAAUGAGGGCCUAUCACCGGAAGAAAGGAAGAUAGCGGAUCUCAAGCGGAUCGUACAUGGGUGUGGAACUGUAAAGAAAUGGGCCAAGGAAUUCGAGGGGAUGACAACAGCAAAGUCGCAGAUAUCGCAUCUGAAGCGGAUACUGUCGGAUCUCGGAAUGGAGGGGACGCCAACUCUGGCCAAGGCAAAGACCAUCAAGAGGGAUAAGGAAGAAGCGGCCGAGCUGAAGGAUAUACAGGCGUACGAAGCUGAGCGAGGAAGAUCCGCUCCUGGUCGCCCGAGCAGGACUGCUGCUCGUGCAACCAAAGCGCAGGCGGCAGCUGAGGGAUCUGAUGAUGACGGAGAAGAGAGAGAGCCGGGCGCGACGGAUGCUGUGUUGGCGUUCCUAGGAUCGCCGAGCGAUGAUAGCGAUUGA
Messenger RNA from Dioszegia hungarica, 966 nucleotides. RefSeq lists its product as uncharacterized. Bases 1 to 966 code for a protein of 321 amino acids. Gene Ontology annotation, cellular component: nucleus. NCBI's taxonomy places the organism in Eukaryota, Fungi, Basidiomycota, Tremellomycetes, Tremellales, Bulleribasidiaceae. The record is from RefSeq and is a predicted model, not a curated record. The transcript is spliced from 8 exons.